AUCAGUUCCUCUUCUUCCACUCCCCAGGUCCCUCCAUUCUUAUGGGCCUGGAGUAAUGUGAGGAUUCCAGAUCGGAAUGUUCCUUUUCUUUUCGGCUAUCCAUUGGUAUUUAGGAAAUCUUGUUCUAUUUGGUUGCAUGAUGAUGGCAUUACACGUCGUGCUUGCUGUGUCCCCGGUGGUAUUUGUCUAACUAGUAUUUCGGAGCUGCCAUCGCCAUUGGAGAAAAUCUGAAACGCCUGAAUCCUCGAAAUUUCCCUUUGCCAGAGGAUCAAUGUGUAUUCUUGCCGAUAAAUAUGAUGCACCAUGGCUUGAACUGCUGAGAAUAUGUAAUUUAUUGAACGUUUGUCUGGGUUCGCAUACUUCCAAGAGGAAGAAUUCUUCCGGUUUACAUUUCAUUAAUUUUGACCCAUUUCGGCAUUACAGUUUCGUAGUCUAAUGAAAGUUCUUUAUUCUGGCAAAUGGUCAUUGGAAUCAUUUUUGUAUAUGGAUCCGGAUCUUUCACUUAUCAGGAUAUGAACCAUAUAUGGAACGGUGGUGUUUGACCUACUUCAAACUUCAAAGUAAUGUUUGUGUAACAUUCAAGCAUGUGCUCACAUGAACAACCAUUAGAAAAUCGUGCAAUUUGUAUAACUAUAAGCAUAAAAAGCAUCACGUGAUGUUUCAUGCUUCCAUUUUGCUCUCAUAUAUGCCUGUUUAGUCCAUACUAUCAUAUGCUCACAUGAGCAGUAAACAUCGCCCGAGAGUGCAUUUUAAAACUGACUCUGUAGGCUGUAGACUUUGGCUAGCUUGGUGUCCAGUUUCAGUUUCUCUGUUUUGAGCUUCAGUUUCUGUUUCGCCUUUUCCUUUGGCUAGCUUAGGACCCUUUGUUUCUUUUAUAUUCGGUUCCCCGUUUUUAAACUUCGCAACUGGCUGUCUUUUGACUGUUAUGCUUGUUUCUCGUAGAGUUUGCGAAAUUGGAUGAGGUCUUGGAACACAUGGUUAUUUAAAAUGCAUCUAUAUCUGAUAAUGAAACAUGUAUACUCCUAGAUAUUUCUUCCACUAACUAUUUGGCAUAAAGUUCAUUUCUGGACUCCGUUUAGAAAACCCCGGACAAUAUCUCGCUAUUUGUUCUUUAUUUGGCUGAAAGAAGUAUAUUCGACACCUUUUUGUUUUACUGGUGAAGAAUGUUAAAGCUGAAAUAUUAUGCUAAUUAAUUCCUUCAUGUUCAUUCCAUUUUUCAAGACAAGCAUGUUUAGCACAGUAAAGGUCCACAAUGUCUCACUUCAAGCAUCAGAACGAGUUAUCAAGGAGUUCUUUAGCUUUUCUGGUGACAUCGUACAUGUCGAAAUGCAAAGUGGUGAUAAGCGUUCUCAGUUCGCCUACAUCACCUUCAGAGAUGAGCAAGAAGCGGAGAGGGCAAUGCUUUUGACAGGCGCGACUAUAGUGGAUAUGGCUAUCAUCAUCACCCCAGCCACAAAUUACCAGCUGCCAGCAGCCGUUUUAGCUGAUUUAGAGUCAAAAAGUCCUAGUAGCAUAGAAGCUGCCCUUCGAAAGGCGGAGGAUGUUGCUGGUUCCAUGUUGGCCAAAGGAUUUAUUCUUGGCAAGGACGCCGUUGAAAAGGCAAAGACUUUUGAUGAAACACAUCAGCUCACGUCGACUGCAAGUGCUAAAGUAUCUUCCAUUGAUAAGAGUCUGGGCCUCAGUGAGAAGAUCAGCACUAGCACCAUAGUGGUGAAUGAGAAAAUGAAGGAAAUGGAUGAGAAAUACCAGGUUGCAGAGAAGACCAAGUCUGCAUUGGUAGCUGCGGAGCAGACCGUUUCUACUGCUGGUUCCAAGAUCAUGAGACACAGAUAUAUCCUUACCGGCGCAGCAUGGGUAACUGGUGCCUACAGCAAAGUUGCGACGACUGCGACUGAGGCCUACAACAAGGAAAGGGCGAUGGCUGAGCAGGAAGAUGAACUCGCGAAGAGUUCUGAAGAGGCAGGACAAGAGAGCAAGUGUCAGGAAAGUGAUCCAGCUAAGGUGCCUGUUCCAGAAAAUACUGAAACGGGCCAAAUGGCUGAUCAGGAGGGCGAAUGUCCAAAGACCAACAAACCAGAAGAUACUGAAAUGGGUAAUGGUGAGCAGAAAGGUCAAGAUGCUGAAAUCGCAAAGGCCCAAACUCAAGAAAACACUGGAAUAACAGCCGAGGAGCAUAAGCAUCGGGAGGCUGAGUUACCGAAGGCCAGCACGCCUGAAAGUUUUCUGAUGACUGAGCAAACUGAGCAGGAACACAAGCAACCGGUCACUGAAGUUGCAAACAGCGAUAUUCCAAGCAGCCCUGUAACCAUCCCCGUCUGCAUGGCCACUGAUGAUGCAAAUUCUAGCAAUUCCCCAAAGAAGCCCGGACCUGCCUAGGGAUGCAUUUGAUGAUUUAUUUGAUAGUGCAGCUGCAACUGAAUUAUAUUGUCUUCUAUAGUUUGCGUUGUCGAUGUGUUGUUGUUUUAUUGCGGAAGGAAAGUGGUGCCAUAAGCUUUAUUGUCUGUACAAAGUAACCAUGGUGUCUGUUUAUUUUCUA
This is a messenger RNA of Triticum aestivum (bread wheat), 2536 nucleotides long. Its product is annotated as binding partner of ACD11 1. The record is from RefSeq and is a predicted model, not a curated record. The coding region runs from base 1183 to 2376 and encodes 397 amino acids. Gene Ontology annotation, molecular function: RNA binding. Lineage: Eukaryota; Viridiplantae; Streptophyta; Magnoliopsida; Poales; Poaceae. The transcript is spliced from 4 exons.